AUGUACAAUCUACUCAUCCGACAGCUCCUCCUCUCCCUCCUCCUCUUCCCAUAUGCCGCUCUCUCCGACCGACCGCCAGGCAAAGACGCCAUCCUCCUCUCGCGCGUCCGGUCACUCACUCUCCGCGGAAACCGUCUCACCACCUCCAGACGAGUAUCUCCAAUCCCGCAGCUAAAAUGCACCGGCCCAUCCAAGCGCAUCUGCAAUAUGUACGAGAUCGACACGAUGCGAUGCACAAACGAAGGCUACGACUACGACGAAGAAGACGUCCAAUGGACCUGCACUGCGUCGCUCCCACAGGAAUUCAAGCUCGGAGCUACAGACGUAAUCUGUGAAGGUUACCGGAAUGCCGACGACAAGUGGGUAUUGAAAGGGAGCUGCGGAGUCCAGUAUCGCCUACUGUUGACGGAAGCGGGAGAGGAGAAGUUUGGACACCUGCGCAAUGAGAGAUCGAGCUCUUCGAAUGAUGAGCUUGGCCCCGUAGGCAAAGUGAUCUUCUUUGGGUUUAUGAUUGCGGUUUUUGUGUUCAUUUUGGCGGCAUUCAUCAACGAGUGCUGUGGGUCGGGGGCGAAUCGGCCACAGCGACGACGCCAUGGUGGUGGUGGGGGAGGAGGAGGUGGUGGUUAUGGGGAUGAUGGGCCUCCGCCUCCGUACUCAGCCUCGCCGCCUCCUUAUACUCCUUCUUCAGACCCUAGCGAGCGUUGGAGACCUGGGUUUUGGACGGGUGCCAUGAGUGGUGGGGCGGCUGGUUAUGCGCUGGGAAGAAGAAGCGCUGGGAAUCGGUCUAGUUCGUCAUCUACUUGGACCCGGCCUUCCUCGUCCAGAAGAUAUGAUGACCCUGGGGAGGGUAGCUCAGGAUCGCGCACCCCGCAAUUCUCCAGCAGCACUUCAAGUACCGGGUUUGGCUCAACACGCCGCAGGUAA
Molecule: messenger RNA, 924 nt
Organism: Aspergillus tubingensis
Lineage: Eukaryota; Fungi; Ascomycota; Eurotiomycetes; Eurotiales; Aspergillaceae
Product: DUF1183 domain protein
Exons: 1
Coding region: 1-924 (307 amino acids)
Biological process (GO): regulation of store-operated calcium entry
Cellular component (GO): endoplasmic reticulum membrane
Source: RefSeq, a predicted model, not a curated record